Molecule: messenger RNA, 990 nt
Organism: Mercurialis annua (annual mercury)
Lineage: Eukaryota; Viridiplantae; Streptophyta; Magnoliopsida; Malpighiales; Euphorbiaceae
Product: probable membrane-associated kinase regulator 6
Exons: 2
Coding region: 1-663 (220 amino acids)
Source: RefSeq, a predicted model, not a curated record
AUGGAAACUUCUCAACCUCUGUCUAUUGAAAGCUUUUCGUAUAGCUGGCUAGUAAACCUAAAACCGUCUUUAGAGAGCUUGGACAGUUCCGUUAGAGCCUCCCUUGACGCAUCCGAUGAGGCUUCCUUCAUUGAGAUGGACCCUAGAAUGCCACCCUCUAAGAGAUUCUUUAGAAACUCUCAGGACUUCAAGUUCGAUUGCCCGAUUUCACAAUCUCCUCUUACUGUUGUUCAUGCAGAUGAGCUUUUUUCCAAUGGUUAUGUCAUGCCGUUUUUUGUUGAUCCAUUGAAAAUUGAGAGCUAUGAGGUUUCAGAUUCAAGCUCGGAAAUUCCUGCCUCAUCACACACGCCAGAAAGUGUCGUUUCUGCGAGGAGAACUCGCUGUUCUUCAUUGAGAAGGUGUCGAACAUUGUCAAAACAGGUGUUUCGGAAGUACUUCGAUUUUCUUAGGCCAUUGUAUCAAAGAAUUCGAGGUCACAGGUCGAGUUGUAGAACUGAAAAAAUGGAUAAAAGAGUUCAUGCAAUGAAGAGAUGGACAUAUUCUGCCGAAACAUCUCCAAGAAUAAGCGUUGCUUACUCUGUCGAUGAUUGGCGAAGAUCAUGCGACUCUGAGAGCUCAAUUUACGAGGCAGUUCUCCAUUGCAAGAAAUCAAUUGGGAAAUGAAAAAUUGUACAAAAGAGACUAAAAUGAUGAAAAGGAGAGCAAUGUCCAUAGGUGUCACAUGGGAAGACAGAAAACAAGAGGAAUAAAGAAAGAACAUCAACCACUUGUUUUAUUUGUUUUUUUCUUCUCUUCUUGCUGUGAGGAUAAUGUAAAUUUAUUUUGAGAAAACAGAAAAUGUGGCCUGAGGAGAGAAAAAUAAUUUGAAGACAAAUUAAAAUUUGGUUUUGUCUUUUCUAUUUUAUGAAAAGAAAAACCUUCUUCUAACUGUAAAAGAUUCUCUCCAUUAUAUAUGUAAAGCUUUAUUUAAAUGAUAUCAGGAUUACUUUA